This is a messenger RNA of Strongylocentrotus purpuratus (purple sea urchin), 1850 nucleotides long. It is a transcript of the gene stoml2, whose product is annotated as stomatin-like protein 2, mitochondrial. The coding region runs from base 114 to 1277 and encodes 387 amino acids. NCBI's taxonomy places the organism in Eukaryota, Metazoa, Echinodermata, Echinoidea, Camarodonta, Strongylocentrotidae. The transcript is spliced from 9 exons. The record is from RefSeq and is a predicted model, not a curated record. Gene Ontology annotation, cellular component: membrane.
UUCACCAUAUGAUGUAGUCAUGCUGAGUGAAACUUUAUGCAAGAAAAUUUUAGAUUUCAUCACACUACUACAGUAUAAAUUACGAAUUUCCUUGUAAAGAUAUUGAUUUUAAGAUGUUACCUAUAUCGACAAUGAUCAGGAGAGCUGGGUCUCUUCAAAGAACUUCACAGAGACUUCAGCAGUGUCUAGUUACCCAGCAGCCAAGAUGUUUGUCAGGUGGUGCAGUGAACACGGUGAUCCUCUUUGUACCUCAGCAGGAAGCGUGGGUGGUGGAAAGGAUGGGCAGAUUCUACAAAGUACUUCAACCUGGUUUGAAUCUAUUGAUUCCAGUGCUUGACAAGAUCAAGUAUGUUCAGAGUCUGAAAGAAAUUGCUAUCGACAUUCCAGAGCAAAGUGCAGUAACUCACGAUAAUGUGACUCUAAGAAUAGAUGGAGUGUUAUAUCUAAGAGUCAUGGAUGCAUACAAGGCCAGCUAUGGUGUCGAGGAUCCCGAGUACGCAGUCACACAGCUAGCUCAGACAACAAUGAGAUCAGAGAUUGGUAAAAUAUCACUAGAUCAUGUCUUCAAGGAAAGAGAAUCACUUAACAUCAAUAUAGUAGAGUCUAUUAACAAUGCAGCCAUGGAACCUUGGGGUAUCAAGUGUCUCAGGUAUGAGAUCAAAGACAUUGAACUGCCUUCUAAAGUCAAGGAAGCCAUGCAGAUGCAGGUUGAAGCAGAAAGGCGCAAGAGAGCUGUGGUGUUAGAAUCAGAAGGUAUACGAGAGUAUGAGAUCAACGUAGCUGAGGGUAAGAAGAACGCCACCAUCUUGGCUUCCGAAGCCAUUAAGAGAGAAGAGAUCAACCGAGCUGAUGGAGAGGCAUCCGCUGUUAUAGCUAAGGCUAAAGCUAGAGCAGAAGCCCUGACAAGGAUAUCACAAGCUAUGGGGGCCAAGGAUGGCGCUAAUGCAGCAAACCUAGUUGUAGCAGAGCAGUAUGUAGCAGCCUUCAGUAAACUAGCAAAGACCUCCAAUACCAUCGUUCUUCCAUCAAAUACUGGUGAUAUCAGCAGUAUGGUUGGCCAGGCCAUGGCCAUCUACGGCAACCUAGCCAACCAUCAGAAACAGCUGGAUGCCGCCGACCCCGAGGACCACGACGCCACCCCAAAAGAGGAGAUCCACUCUACCCAGAAGAUAGACAGGUUCUUGCUGACCGGGCAGAAAUCAGUGAUUCCAGGGGAAGAUUCUCUGAAAGAGCGGCUCAGCCUUGGACAUCCUGAUGAGGAAGAUAAAAAGUCAUAGCAUUAAUGUUUGGAUAGAAAAUUGAAAUGAAUGGACUUGCAAUUUCAUCUUUCAAGCUUCUUUUAUUCAACCCCAACCAGUGUCAGAAAAAGAAGGAAAGAAAGGUGUCAAAUGGCUGGCUGUCAUCAAAGCCUGACAUAAUCAAAAGUAGAUAUUAAAGCAGGACUGCACUACUUGUAUCUACUUGCGCCCUCACCCGUUGGUCCCCCAUCAUCCCCUUUUUCUUAUGUUAAUUGAGAGCUGAUUUGAUGAGAUAACCACCUGCCAGUGACCAGGCAGGGAGGUCUAAUCCCUCCUGGCCAAACUAGUGCAGAUAAGUUUUAAUUAAUCAUUCAGUCUCACCUGUGGUUCUGACUAGGAAACUGGAUAUUGGUGCUCUGCAGUUUCUUGACUAGAUUGGAAAGCAUCAGCUCAAGAUGAAUAAGUUAUAUUUUCUAUCUUACCAUCACCAACUUAGUGCAGAGAAACAUUGCAUGUAAAAUUUAGUAUCAAAUCACAAUGUCCACCUUUGUUCAACUAAGUCAAGAUUUAUAAAGCUACACAUGAAAUGUCUGUUCUUAAGUUUUGACCAAA